This is a messenger RNA of Plasmodium berghei ANKA, 990 nucleotides long. Its product is annotated as BIR protein. The transcript has 3 exons. NCBI's taxonomy places the organism in Eukaryota, Apicomplexa, Aconoidasida, Haemosporida, Plasmodiidae. Bases 1 to 990 code for a protein of 329 amino acids. The record is from RefSeq and is a predicted model, not a curated record.
AUGGAUGACAAAAUAUGUAGGACGUUCUUUGCUUUAAGGAAUUCGUUUUCCAAUAAUUUGGAAGUAAACGGAGACUAUCAAUUUAUUAUGAAUCAAUCAACUUUAAAUGGGUAUUGUACUAAUAACAAAUGUAGUAGUAACCUCGAAAAAAUUAAUGCUGGAUGUUUAUUUUUGUUUGAUGCAUUUUUUAAGGAUUCUUCUGUGUUUAGUUCUGUUGCAAAAAAUAACAUAAAUAUUGUUGAAUACAUUAUCAUGUGGUUAAGUUAUAUGUUAAACCUAAAGGAACAAGCAGGAAAUAUGAACAAUAUACAAUAUUUUUAUACUACAUAUAUAAAUAAUGAUAAAUACAAAAAUACUAUAACCGAUGUUACAGAGUAUAAAAAUUAUAAGGAUCUUAUAGAUAAAAAAAAAGAUUUAAUAAAUAUGAAUAUUAAAGAUAUAUCUAAAUUUUAUGAUGCAUUUAAUACAUUAUGUAUGAUUUAUAUUGAAUUUGAUGAAAAAAGUCCAAAUUGCAAUAAAUAUUCGGGAAAAGCUAAAGAAUUUGUUGAAAAAUAUAAAAAACUUAAGGAAGAUUCUAAUAUUACUGGAAAUAGCUCAUAUAAUAAAUUAUUGUCUACACUAUCAAAUGAUUAUGAUAAUUUUAAAAAGAAAUGUAGUAGUGUUAAUUGUAAAGAUUUUCCACUCCUUCAAGAGAUAAAAACAACACAACCUCAUGUACAAAGUUCUAAACAAAUUCCUGAACAAACUGUAGAAACUUCUGAACAAAUCCCUGAGCAAACUGUACAAACUAUACAAAAAUUAGAACAGAUUUCUGAAGUUGCAUCAUCAAGUUCAUCGAUAGGAAACAAAUUAUUUACAGUUUUAUCGAUAUUUGGUGCAAUAGCAUUUUUUUCAGGAAUUGGAUAUAAGUAUUCAUUAUUUAAGUCUCGAAAACGAUCUCGAAAACAUCAUUUAAGAGAAAAGCUAAAAAAUAAAGAAGAAACUGGAUAA